GUCUGGAAUGAAAAAAAAGGGCAUUGCUAACUUGUUUUAAUAUAUGAAAAACUAUGAUAAUAUAUAAGGAACUUCUGAAGUCAGUAGGGAAAUGUACUGUAGACCAGUUAUUUUGCAGCUGACAUCUAUAAGGAAGAUCUACAGCUAGUUAAACUGGUUUUGGCACAAUCAUCUUGUGUUACAUGCCUUAUCUCUUUUAAUUUCUCAGGUGCAUCUGAUUACCUACUGGAAAUACUUUGAAGCCUCAACAAUGAACUUGGUGUUAACAUUACUCUUUUCUGGAAUAGUUGCCUGUUGUGCUCACUCUGCUGAUGAUUCGGUGUCCAGAUUACUUCUGGUGUCUUUUGAUGGCUUCCGGGCUGACUACUUGGAAACCUAUAAGCUUCCUCAUCUUCAGGAGUUCAUUGCAGAUGGUGUCCUUGUAAAAGAAGUUACAAAUGCUUUUAUCACCAAGACUUUCCCAAACCAUUAUACCAUAGUGACAGGCUUGUAUGAAGAAAGUCAUGGCAUUGUGGCUAAUGACAUGUAUGAUGCAGAAGCCAAGAAAAACUUUUCACAGUUCAAUGAUUCAGAUCCCUUCUGGUGGAACGAGGCAGUUCCAAUUUGGGUAACAAAUCAACAGCAGGGAAAUGGAGCAAGUGCUGCUGCAAUGUGGCCUGGUUCCGAUGUAAAAAUUAAUGGCACAACCCCUCAGUUCUUUAUGAAGUAUAACUUUUCAGUAACGUUUGAGGAGAGAGUGGAGAAAAUUGUUGAGUGGCUGAACAGCUCUAACCCGGUUGUCAGUUUUGCUGUGUUAUACUGGGAAGAACCAGAUGCAAGUGGGCACAAGUAUGGACCAGAUGACAAUGAGAACAUGCGCAAAGUAUUAGAAGAAGUGGAUAAACACGUUGGUUUCCUUAUUAGUAAACUGAAGGCAUUAGGUCUGUGGGACUCUGUUAAUAUUAUAAUAACAAGUGAUCAUGGAAUGGCUUCCUGUUCUGCAGAGAAGCUGAUAAUCCUGGAUGACUGCAUUGGUCGCAAUAAUUACACUCUGAUAGACAAGAGUCCAGUUGCUGCACUGAUACCAAAGCAGGACAAAAGAGUUGUGUAUAACUUGCUGAAAAAUUGCAGCAGUCACAUGAAGGUGUAUCUCAAAGAAGACAUUCCAGAUAGAUUCCAUUAUCGCAAUAAUAACAGAAUUCAACCCAUAAUUCUGGUUGCAGACGAAGGCUGGACCAUUGUACAGAACGAGUCACUUCCAAAGUUAGGUGACCAUGGCUAUGACAACACUCUCCCAAGCAUGCACCCAUUCCUGGCUGCUCAUGGGCCUGCUUUUCGUCAAGGAUACAAGCAGAGCAUGAUGAACAAUGUUGACAUUUACCCCAUGAUGUGCCACAUCCUGGGACUGAUGCCAGAGCCCCACAAUGGCACUUACAGUAACUUCAGGUGCUUGCUUGCUGACCAGUGGUGCAAAAAUCUUCCAGAAGUUAUUGGGAUAGUUAUUGGGGCUUUUAUGAUACUGACAACUUUCACCUGCCUUAUUAUAAUCUCAAAGAACAAAGCUGCUCCCCAAAGGCCAUUUUCCCGCCUUCAGUUACAAUAUGAUGAUGAGAGUCUUUUAAUUGGAUAGCAGGCAGGGAGCUUCACCUCACCUGCUCUCCAGUGAUGUCAGAAAAGAGUCUGAACUUGCACUGGAUGGCAUUCUUUGAUGCACUUUAACAACAUCUGUAUAAAAUGCUGUACAGCCAGGUCUCACAUACUCGUUUGUAUGUGCUACCUGAUGAGUAGUUCUGUAAGAAUAUUUUUCACAACAGGAGGUGGCUUUCUGCUGGAAGAGAUGCUUAACAAAAUAAGGAUGCUUUAGUUUUUUCAUCCAAGGUUUUGAAUGCUUUCAGAACUAAAUUCCAGCUAAUUAACUAGCCAGGACAGCCUAAGUGAAUUUUAACAUGUGUAAGUUACACUUUGUUUUUGUUUGGAUUAAAUUUAAAUUAAUGUUGACAUCCAGUGUUCUUACAACUGUAUUGGAAAGAUCUUUUUUAAUGAGUUAGAAGUUAGUUGUGUUUGGACAUUGUUCUGAUUUGUUAAUGUGUUUGGAGAUGGUGAAGAGAGCAUCCAAUACUUCUAUUUUCACUCUGAGCCAGCAACAGGGCAAGGAGCU
Dryobates pubescens (Downy woodpecker) is the source of this 2137-nucleotide messenger RNA. It is a transcript of the gene ENPP4, whose product is annotated as ectonucleotide pyrophosphatase/phosphodiesterase 4. The record is from RefSeq and is a predicted model, not a curated record. Lineage: Eukaryota; Metazoa; Chordata; Aves; Piciformes; Picidae. The transcript is spliced from 3 exons. The coding region runs from base 251 to 1609 and encodes 452 amino acids.